AUGCCAGCCCAGCCUGUAUCACAUACCGAAUAUGAAAGAGCGAAGCCUUACGUAGAAGAUGUUAGUCUAGAAGAAGUAAUAAUUGCAAUAAGUGGCCUAAAGAAUUGGAAAGCACCAGGUACCGAUGAUAUUCCAGCAGAACUCAUAAAAUAUGGAGGUAAGGAGUUACAUGUAGUAAUCCACAGACUGUGCCAGCUAAUAUGGAUGGAAGAACGGGUACCGGGUAGCUGGAAUGAGGCAAUCAUUAUACCAUUACACAAAAAAGGAGACAAGACAAAAUGUGACAACUAUAGAGGGAUAUCGCUCUUGAACUCUGCGUACAAGGUCUUCUCUAGAAUUUUACUAGAUCGCAUUGUCCCAUAUGCGGAGGACUCUCUAGGUGAAUACCAAUGCGGUUUUCGGAAAGGUCGCUCAACCACAGAACAAUUAUCCAUAAUAAGCCAAAUUAUUGAAAAGAGGUACGAAUAUCGACAGAAUAUGUGGCAACUAUUCACAGAUUUUAAAAAAGCCUAUGAUAGUAUCCACAGAGAGAGUCUCUACAACAUUAUGUACGAGUUUGGUUUCCCAAAAAAACUAAUAGCGCUUACUAAAAUGUGUAUGGAAAACACGAAAUACAGAGUAAGAACACAAAAUAUAACAUCAGGAACCUUUACAGUGGAAACCGGACUAAAACAGGGGGAUGCCCUGUCACCAGUACUCUUCAAUCUUGUCCUUGAGAAGGUAGUAAGGAUACUACAAGAGAGUGAAGGGGGCCUGUUAAUUGGUCAGAAUAAGAUACGGCUCCUCGGUUUUGCUGAUGACUUAGAUAUAAUAGGUGAGUUACNAUUGGUCAAGGGAAAUAAGUAUGCGGAUAAAUAAAGCUCAGAAAACGUUCUACGCACUGACAAAGUUCUUCACAUCCAGAAUGUUGUCCAGGAAAACGAAAGUAAGACUAUACGUGGCUAUUAUAAGAUCGACUCUCAUGUAUGGCUGCGGAGCUUGGACAACGACCAAACAAGUAGAAAGAAACCUGAGAACUUUUGAACACAGAGUAUGGAGAAAAAUAUGUGGACCUGUCUUUGAUGAAACAAUGGGGAAUUGGCGAAGGAGGUACAAUAGAGAGCUGUACAAUAUGUUGGAUUUAGCACCAGUAACAAGCUUCAUCAAGAGACCUAGGAAAAGAUGGAUAGACGUAGUAGAAAAAGACUUAAAAAUCCUUGGAGUUGAGAACUGGAGAGAGACAGCCCAAGAUAGGGAUAGGUGGCGAAGUGUAGUAAUGGCGGCUAAAACUCUUAGAGAGUAG
Cinara cedri is the source of this 1282-nucleotide messenger RNA. Lineage: Eukaryota; Metazoa; Arthropoda; Insecta; Hemiptera; Aphididae. The record is from the annotation of a GenBank genome assembly.